AGGCCAGGCGGUACCAUGUUGUCCAUGACGUACAGCGAGAGCCUGAGGAGCGUGAGCAGCAGGUGCCACUCGGACUGGGCCCUGCACCCCGUCCGGCAGACUGACGCGCUGGAGCUGCAGCGGCUGCGGGAGGUGCGGGCGGCCGCCCAGGCCAGGAACAUGGAGAGCUUCCUCCGCAGGCACGGCCUCUCCCUGGACGGCUGCACCGCCCAGCGCACGGGCAUGAAAUACCGGAACCUGGGCAAGUCGGGCCUGCGGGUCUCCUGCCUGGGGCUCGGAACAUGGGUGACCUUCGGAGGCCAGAUCACCGAUGAGAUGGCGGAGCAGCUCAUGACCUUGGCCUACGACAAUGGCAUCAACCUCUUCGAUACUGCAGAGGUCUACGCGGCGGGCAAGGCUGAAGUGGUUUUAGGAAACAUCAUCAAGAAGAAGGGAUGGAGACGGUCCAGCCUGGUCAUCACCACCAAGAUCUUCUGGGGAGGAAAAGCGGAGACCGAGAGGGGCCUUUCGAGGAAGCACAUAAUAGAAGGUCUGAAAGCCUCCCUGGAGCGGCUGCAGUUGGAGUACGUGGACGUGGUGUUUGCCAACCGCCCGGACCCCAACACGCCCAUGGAAGGGGACCCAUUUAGUUCCUCCAAGGCAAGGACAUUCAUCAUAGAAGAGACCGUGCGCGCCAUGACCCACGUCAUUAACCAGGGGAUGGCCAUGUACUGGGGCACGUCACGCUGGAGCUCCAUGGAGAUCAUGGAGGCCUAUUCCGUGGCCCGACAGUUCAACCUGAUCCCGCCCAUCUGCGAGCAGGCCGAGUACCACAUGUUCCAGCGCGAGAAAGUGGAGGUCCAGCUGCCCGAGCUCUUCCACAAGAUAGUAAAGGGCUACCAGUGGCUGAAGGACAAGAUCCUGAGCGAAGAGGGCCGGCGCCAGCAGGCCAAGCUGAAGGAGCUGCAGGCCAUAGCUGAGCGCCUGGGCUGCACCCUCCCGCAGCUGGCCAUAGCCUGGUGCCUGAGGAACGAGGGAGUCAGCUCCGUGCUUCUGGGUGCUUCUAGCGCAGACCAGCUCAUGGAGAACAUUGGAGCGAUACAGGUCCUUCCGAAACUGUCGUCUUCCAUCAUCCACGAGAUUGAUAGUAUUUUGGGCAAUAAACCCUACAGCAAAAAGGACUACAGAUCCUAAGAAGCCCCCACCCCGCCCCCACCCGGCCGCCUGCCCGGACCGUGUCUGUUUCCCUCCUAGUCUCUGUUCGCUCCGCUUAAGCUGUUUCAAAGCCAAGUCAGGGGUGUGGUUUGCAUCCAAACCAAAACAUCACACGCCGCCGCCGAGAUGCCGUGGGGGAAAAGAUCUCAAAAGUCACUGCAAGACACCAUUCACUGCUUCGCGGACCGAGUUCUGAUCCGUGCUGGGGAGACCACGCUGGCUGGGAAGGGUGUUGGCGCACCCGCCCAGCCCCCAGACUCGCCAGCAGCCUCUGCUCUCCCUCCAGGAAGAAGCCACCGCGUCGUCUCCCAGCCUCGGCCCUUCCCAGAGAUGCGAGUCCAGGCCUGGCCGGGACCCAGUCGGGUGCUGGGGGCAGCAGGGCCGGCCUCUCUGCUCAGCACCCCGACCUGGUGUUGGGUGGGAAAGAGGACACUGGACAUGGGGCAGGGCCCCCCAGGUGGGGGUCUCCCUCAACCUCCCUCCUUGCCAAGGGCUCCCGGUACUUGACGAUGGACCUGACCUCAGAUUCAGUCUGCACCUGCUUCUCCACCUCUCCCUGCCCUGUGGGUCUCGAAGGGGCCUUCAAGCUGGCCCUUGACCCCUACCCCCACCCUUGCUGGCAGGGGCAGAGAUCCAGGGGGAUUCCUUACCAGUUUGGGGCUCACAGAAAGUUGGGGGGGUUCGGACAAAGCUCAUGGCCCUGGCAGCUUCCUCCCGGUACACAGUUGAUCCCCGUGCGCAGAGCAGCCGUGAGCAGGCAGAGGCCUGAGGGGCAGGCUCUAGCCCAGGCCUCUCCAGGGCCCCGCCUGCCCUCCUCGCCAGGUGCCCUGCCCACCGCCCCUCUGUCCUUGCCCUAGAAAGCCCUGAGGUCAUGCGUACUUAGCUAGACUGUGGCCACUGACCACAGCGGGGCAGCCACCUACGCUCCACCCAGGCCAUGGCCUUGGGGUCUGCAGAGAGAACACACGUAGGCCCCUGGGUGCCCUGCAUGCCCGGGGUGCUGGGGAGGCUGAGUAUCCAGCAGAAGCCCCCACAGUCUAGGAAAAGUUCCCAGGAGCCUUCUCCCUGGAGCGGUGCCUUCCUCAAGGCCUCAGAGCGGGUCGGGGUGAGGCACCCCACGUUAGGGUGCUAAGUCUGGUAAGAGGUCAGGACGGCUGGAGUUAGUCAUUCCUAUCAGCGCACCCACCCCCACCCCCCCAGCCUGGAGCAAACAACCGUCAGCCUCAGGCUGGCCAGACGGAGGAGGGGACAGGCCUUCAGCCAGGCGUCCUGCGCCACUGGCCUCUGCUGGCUAUUUGGAGGCAAAAGCCCACCCACCCUGUAGGGCCCUCGGUGCCUCCGGUCCCAGCAGGAGCAGGUGGCCCCACGUCAACACCUCCCCCUUCCCGCCUACAGCCUCCCUGCGGCUGGUGCACCAGGUCAGCUUUGCCCUGCUGGGCAGAGGCCUGAGAAAGCCACAGACUUCCUGACCUUUGUGCCCACUCUGUACUUUAGAACCUUCCCCCCUCCCAGCCCAGGCCCCAGGGCGGGGAGCGGGGGGUCAUCACCAGAUCUACAGGCUACACGCUGUGGGUGUGGGGAGGGGGGAAGCCUGUCCCGGCAGGGCCCCCCCACCUGUGGCCACUGCCCACCACCACACGGGGCGUGUGUCUAGCUCUCUAGCCCCCAGGUCAGGCGAGGAUCAAGCUCUGAUCUGGGCUGGGCAGCCGCAGCCGCGCUGAGGGACCAGCUUGCCCACCCUCGCUGGUGAGAGCUGCUGGGCCCCCUUCAUGGAGAGCCCCACCUGGGAAGGCAGGCCCCCCGUUGGCCACAUGUUUGCCAGAAGGAGCCGAAGGCCCCCAGAGCUGAGCUGGGCCAAGGCCGAAAUGCCCACCGCAAGGACCCAGGCAGCCUCCCGGUCCUGGGAGCCUGGCCACAGCCUGGCUCUGAGCUGUCCUGUGUCUCCCACACCCACUCGCAGGAAGGCCCCAGCUCUGCUUCCAGGGGGAGGGCCCCUGGCUCAGAAGGGAUCUGGGGUGGGGCACCACCUCCGGGGUGGCCAGAGUCUGGAAACACGCUGGGCAGAGUUGGGGCCUGGAGGAGUGGCCUGGGCCCCCUCGCGGGCUUACGCCGGCCACCUGGUCGAGGGACGCCUCCCAGCCUCUGGCCCUGCCCUUGAGGCGGUUUGCCCAGGGGGCACCCCCAUCCCAGGAAUGCCCAGCACAAGGAGGAGGCCGGCUCUGGGAACAGGCCUGGGAUGGGUCUCCCCUGCUGACACACGGAGCCCCCCCCCCCAUUCUCAUCCCAGAUUCAGUGCAAAUCCGAGGUCCGAGGUCCAGAGGAAUGACAGAGGGGCUCGCUCGUUCUUCUGUCAUGUAAAUAAUGUGCUUUUUUUCCCCCCCCCCCUUUUUUUACUGACUGGCUCCUCAGCUAAGUGCGCUCCCUGCAAGGCAGACAGCCUCCUGCCUCGCGCUUCCAGACGACCCUCAGCGAGACACAGCCACCGUAUUUAUGGAAUGACCAAUAAAACCCCAGCCUGUCGGG
Messenger RNA from Suricata suricatta (meerkat), 3717 nucleotides. RefSeq names its product potassium voltage-gated channel subfamily A regulatory beta subunit 2 (gene KCNAB2). Gene Ontology annotation, molecular function: transmembrane transporter binding; potassium channel regulator activity; voltage-gated potassium channel activity. The transcript has 15 exons. Gene Ontology annotation, biological process: regulation of action potential; potassium ion transport; regulation of potassium ion transmembrane transport. The coding region runs from base 16 to 1173 and encodes 385 amino acids. Gene Ontology annotation, cellular component: extrinsic component of cytoplasmic side of plasma membrane; voltage-gated potassium channel complex; membrane. Lineage: Eukaryota; Metazoa; Chordata; Mammalia; Carnivora; Herpestidae. The record is from RefSeq and is a predicted model, not a curated record.